Molecule: messenger RNA, 2082 nt
Organism: Bipolaris victoriae FI3
Lineage: Eukaryota; Fungi; Ascomycota; Dothideomycetes; Pleosporales; Pleosporaceae
Exons: 1
Coding region: 1-2082 (693 amino acids)
Biological process (GO): GPI anchor biosynthetic process
Cellular component (GO): endoplasmic reticulum
Source: RefSeq, a predicted model, not a curated record
AUGCAGAUCUCGAGAUUUCUUGUUCGCAUCGCAUUGCUGCUGCUUCCUGUAGCUUUCAUCGGCACAACGUGGUUGUACUUGUACCCAAUCUUCCAUGGCUGCGCGUUCCCUACUCCACCGUCCACACAUCCGCAGCCCCUUGCGCCCUUUCGGCUCCUGUCACUCGGUGACCCGCAACUCGAAGGCGACUCGUCGCUGCCUGACCCCAACGCCCUCGUAUUUCCAUCUAUCGAGUUCCUUGUGACUGAUCUGCGUGACGCGGAAGAUUUUGCGGAGCGGAUCGAUAUUGCAAAAGAAGCCGCAAGGGGGGCUGUAAAAAACGCGCGGACAUGGCUAGAGGGAAAGAGAAAGGAAGUUGAUCUUUGGGGAAACGAUCGCUAUCUGGCGCAUAUUGUUAGGAGCUUGCGGUGGUGGACUCAACCGACACACAUCAGUGUGCUGGGAGACUUGCUUGGGAGCCAAUGGGUUACUGAUGGCGAGUUCAGUAAACGUGCGGGAAGAUACUGGAAUACCGUCAUGAAGGGACUGGAGAAAGUGCCAGAUGCCAUCUUUGGUGUUGAGCCUGAGUCGCCCAAGGAGGAGACAACGGAGCCAGCUGUAGAGCAGAAUGCGGAACAAGCAGAAGAAGGCAUAGGCGGAGAUUCCGAGACAGCAGAGCCGACUAUGCAGCAAACUGUGCAACAAGAAGACAAAGGCGGAGAUGAAGAGGCAGAAGCAGUACCCGAUAAGGAAGCGAAACCGGAGCGAAAAGCAUAUUGGGGUGGCACAAAAGAAGUGCUUGGCGCAGACACAGAUUGGGAGAAGCGCGUAAUCAACAUCGCAGGAAACCAUGAUGUUGGAUAUGCAGGAGAUAUCGAUCAGUCACGCAUUGACCGGUUCGAGCGAGCCUUUGGUAGCGUCAACUGGGACAUAUGGUUUACACUACCCGAUGCACUGCGCUCCAACGAGACGGCCGAUGUAUCGAGACGACACCCCGACAGACCACCAACCCUCCGCCUUGUCGUCCUGAAUUCCAUGAACCUGGACACGCCUGCUUGGUCCCCAGAUCUACAGACUGAAACGUACGACUUCUUGAAUUAUAUCAUCUCCAAUUCACUUCCCGUCAAUGACAAAACCCAUGCGACCAUCCUUCUCACGCACAUUCCUCUGGAAAAGGAAGAUGGCAUAUGCGUCGAUAGUCCAUACUUUGAUUUUUUCGAAAGCGGACACGGACUGAAAGAGCAGAAUAUGCUUUCAGAUCAUUCUAGCAGAACAGUCUUGGAAAGUCUCUUUGGCAUGAGCUGGAGGAGGUAUGUCGCUGGUUUAGGAAUGGGUAGAAGGGGCGUUAUUGUCAAUGGACAUGAUCACGCUGGUUGUGAUGUCGUACAUUACAUCAGGCAACGCGGCGUCGAGGAUACGUGUCAAUCGGAAGCGAUCAUGGAGGAAGAUGCAUACUGGCUGACCAGGCCUGCUAACGAAACCAUGAUCGCCACACCAACGGAAAUUGAUGGCUCGGAUCUCAAUAUAGUCGCUGCUAACGACACUAUCGAGCAACACGCGGUGCAUGAUAUAGACGCUGCGUCUGAAACUCCCACGGAGUCUUCUGAAUCUACAGAAACGUCUACACCAGAGACUCCAACGCCGACAUGGCGCGCCCGCCGCUUUCCGCACCGCCGUUACGAAAUCACGCCCGAUAAUGAAUGCACUGAUAUCAACGCCUCCCCUCACAUCCGCGAGAUCACACUGCGUAGUAUGAUGGGCGAGUACUCUGGUUACGCGGGUUUCCUAUCUGCCUGGUUUGACGAACAAAAGGGUGAGAGGGGUGAAUGGGUGUUUGAGUUUAGUACGUGCGGGCUUGGUGUACAACACUGGUGGUGGGGGAUUCAUAUUGUGGAUUUGGUGCUGGUCAUUACUCUGCUUGGUGCUGUUGUUGCCCGAGUGGUGGAGCAGUUGGCAGUUGUGCAGAGUAGUGAAGAGAGAAAGAAGUCUGUGGGGCUGAAUAAAAGUGACGUGAAAUCCAAUGACAAGGAGACUACUGUGUAUAGUAGUAGUACAAGCGGUAGAACGGCUUCAGUUAGUGGAGUUACGAAGCGACGGAUAUAA